Molecule: messenger RNA, 7740 nt
Organism: Chiroxiphia lanceolata (lance-tailed manakin)
Lineage: Eukaryota; Metazoa; Chordata; Aves; Passeriformes; Pipridae
Gene: TRAK2
Product: trafficking kinesin protein 2
Exons: 14
Coding region: 1828-4410 (860 amino acids)
Biological process (GO): neurogenesis; anterograde axonal transport of mitochondrion
Cellular component (GO): dendrite
Molecular function (GO): GABA receptor binding
Source: RefSeq, a predicted model, not a curated record
GGGCCUAAGACAUUAGUUUCCAAAUAUUGAAGAUAAAAAUGUGGAUGUAAAGUUAAUACUAAUCUUAGGAAGUGUUCACAUCCGGAAAACUUUGGACAGGUGGAAGAGAAGGCUGAGUUCAGGGGAGGUGGUUAUAGUUCAGGACUGCGAUUCUAAGGGCUGAUUUAGCAAGUCCCAUGGCUACCUGAUCAUUAGAUUUCACACCAGUGUAAGAGUGGGAACGUGUGAUAGUGAAAAAGAGGCAGGAGCCCAGAAAUGCACUAGAACAGAUGUAAUACAAGAGGUAUGGAGUAUGCAGCAGCUCUGUUUUCAGGAAGGUGUUUCUUUUGAUGAUGUUUGCUCUGAUGUUUUAUGUUGAUGUUGUGUGUGAAAUGCUGUUAAUGGUUUCUUCUGGAGGUAGAAAAGGACAAAUGCCAGGUAGUUGGGUACUGGAUCAGUGUUGAUCACUGCCUUCCCGUUCUGAAAAUUGUAACUUGUUCCUAAACCUCUCAAAUCAUAAAGAAGAAAAUGGACAGCUUCAAUCACAUAAAAAAACCUUUAAUACAUUGAAAAUCAAAUGUAUAGAAGGCUGCCAAAAGAACCAAACAGUUACUUGCCUGUAGUUUCAAGUGUUUUUAUGUGAGGAGAAUGCAUUGUAAUCACUUCAGAGAAAUGGGGAAGUCCUGUUUCCUCCAUAUGUUGGAACUAUUGGAACAAACCACGUAGAAGAGUGAACUGGAUAUUUAUAUAAAAUCUGUAAUGAUUAUCUCUUCCUUGUACGUGUCACCCCUCUGAAAGGUUUUUCUGAAAUGGUGGUGGUUCUUGUUGUCGUUGUGGUUGUUUGUACUUCAAGCUUCCAUCCAGGGUGCACAGCAAAGGAGUAAGACUAAAAUAUUACCUCCUAAGAGUGCAGUACUCGACAGUUUAAAGCACCCUUGUUAUGAGUUGAACUUGCGGGCUUGGAACUCUUAACUGUGGAAAGUAAUUGGAAAGCUGCUUAAUGUUUAUUGCUCAGUCUGUUUCUGAUAAUAAUAUUGCAAGCAUAAAUGAUUUUAUAGUCAAGUGAAUGAUUUUGUAGUUUACUGAAAGCAAUUGUGUAAUCAGUGGGGUGUGUACUUACCUCUAAGUUUGAAUUAUAAAGAGGUGGGAUCAGAGUCUAUCAGAUGGAACUUGACAUCAAAUGCAGCUCUGCUGAAGCUCCCUGGUCAGCACCUGUGUGAUGGAACACAGGGCUCUGAGAGAAGGACCUUCAGUCAGCAUGAGCUUGCAUUUUCAAACUGCAGUGAGAGGGAGGGGUUUUAUCAGCAAUGUUUUCAUGAAGCCGGUCAUGUUCUGGUUGGCGGUCAAGGUACUGCAGAAAGCGGUGUCUUCCUUCUUCACCCAGAGAGAGAGAUGCCAGACAAAUACAAAUAUAAAUCAAGAUCUAGUUAUAAUCAUUGUUAGAUAGCUUGUUAGGUGAAAUUUGUAUCUUUCUUUCUGUUGCCUGGCUUUGGGAAUAAAUGUGAAAGUCAUACUCUUGAAGCAUAACGUGGGGUUUUAUGUGCCUAUCUUUCUACCCCUAUAUAUGUUUGGAAAUGUUUUUACAACUUUUUCCUAGAGAGAAUGCUAAAAUUAUGGUUCAAGUGAAUUUUUAGUUGAGGAAUAAAAAUAAAAUAGCAAAAGAGUUUAUUGCACUUGAGCUCCUCCUCUUUUUAUGGCUGCUGCUGCUAUAUGAGGUUGAUCCCAUGACCAGUUGAGUGCCCACUGGCAGUGUUUUCAGUGAGGUGAAAGAAUAUUUUCUGCUUCAACUGUGGUAGCACAAGAAGCCCUGAAUUACAAAAGCUCUGUCUUUAGAAUUACUUUGUGUGUAUGAAUAAAGGGACAUGGCAAAACAUAGCAAGAAUUUUAACCAAAAUGAAGACUUGCUUGCAACUUUCGCCUGGCAAGUGUUCUUGUAUUUCAGCUACUUCAGUAAACAUGUUUGUCUCUUCAGUUCUUGGCACAGGUAAUGCAGAGCAGAAGACCUACAGUGACGCUGACAUGGUCAAACGUCUGUUAGCUGAGAAAGAUCGAGACCUGGAACUGGCAGCUCGAAUUGGACAAGCCCUCCUUAAGCGAAACCAUUUGUUGAUGGAACAGAAUGAAGCCCUAGAAGAACAGUUAGGACAAACUCUAGACAGAGUUAACCAGCUGCAGCAUGAGCUGUCAAAGAAGGACGACCUGCUGCGUAUUGUUUCAAUUGCUUCUGAGGAGAGCGAAACGGAUUCCAGCUGUUCCACCCCGCUCCGUUUCAAUGAGUCUUUCACGGUACCGCACGACCCGUUGCAGCUGGAUGUCUUGCAGGAUAAACUCCGAGAGCUGGAAGAGGAGAACCUUGCUCUUCGGUCGAAGGCUUGCCAUCUGAAGACAGAAACCAUCACGUAUGAAGAGAAGGAACAGCAGCUGGUCAAUGACUGUGUCAAAGAACUUCGGCAAACAAAUGCUCACAUUUCCAGGAUAACAGAGGAGUUGGCAGAGAAGAGUGAGGAGGUGGUUCACUACCAGGAAGAGAUCUCAUCCCUCUUGUCUCAGAUUGUAGAUCUUCAACAUAAAUUCAAAGAAAAUGUGAUUGAGAAGGAGGAGCUGAAACUUCACUUACAAGCCUCCAAAGAUGCUCAGAGACAGCUGACAGCAGAGCUCCAUGAGUUGCAGGAUCGGAAUGCAGAGUGUCUGGGGAUGUUGCACGAGUCCCAAGAAGAAGUGAAGCUGCUGCGCAGCAGAGCCAGCUCUGCUGCCUGUCUCUGCCACCGCCAGUCCUGUGGAGCAUUUCCUGUGGAUUCCAUUGCAGCAGAAAUUGAAGGGACAAUGCGGAAGGAGUUGAGUCAGGCUGAUGAAUCUGUUCUCUCCAAGCAAAAGGAUCAACAGAAACGAGUAUUUGACACUGUCAAGACUGCCAAUGUCAUUCGUGGCCGCUUCUCUUCCUUUCCUGCUCCAUUGCCAAUCCCUGGAUCUAAUCGGUCAAGUGCUGUUAUGACAGCAAAACCCUUCCAGUCUGGUGUGCACCAGUUGGAGAGCCACGCACGGAUGGCCAUGGGGAACAGCUCUGAGAAGAAUUUGAAAGACACUCACAUUCCUGGCCAGCCGGGAAGCCCUGGAGACAAUGACUUGGUCACAGCUCUGCACAGGCUCUCCCUGCGUCGUCAGAACUACCUGAGUGAGAAGCAGUUCUUUGAGGAGGAGUGGGACCGAAAACUGAAUUUGUUGGCUGAGCAGAAAGAGGAAGCCAGUGGCUUCAGUACACCAACAGAAAGCUCUUUUUCCUCGGGUACAAACUCAGAAUUCACUGAUCUCUCUGCCAGCUGUAGUAAUCUCCGUGUCCUCCUUCCAGAAAAAUUGCAAAUUGUCAAACCCAUUGAAGGAUCUCAGACCCUUUUUCAUUGGCAGCAGCUUGCUCGACCCAAUCUAGGCACCAUUCUUGACCCAAGACCAGGUGUUGUUACUAAAGGCUUUACCCCUCUGUCUGAUGACACUGUGCACCACAUAUCUGACCUGGAGGAGGAUGAUGAGGAAGAAAGUGAAGGAGGCAUAACAUUUCAAGCACAACAGUCCUUCCCAGAGGAAAAGAAAUGUACACUGGCAAAGCCAGUGUCAGGGAUUUUCCUGCCACCUAUUACUUCAGCAGCAGUACCGCUCACCGCCUCAAAUCCAGGGAAGUGUCUGUCUUCAACAAAUUCCACAUUUACCUUUACUACCUGUAGGAUUCUUCACCCAUCUGAUGUCACUCAAGUUACUCCCAGCUCCAUGGGUGCUCCAUUUUCACUGGGAAAUUCCAGCAGUACUGGAAACUCAGUAGGGAGUACUCCAGCCAUUCCUUACAGACUUAGUAUCGGAGAAUUUCUCACCAACAGAAGAGACUCAACUACUACUUUCAGCAGCACAAGCAGUCUGGCCAAACUUUUGCAAGAACGAGGCAUCUCUGCCAAGGUUUACGACAGCCCCAUAUUGGAAAAACUGCCUUUGCUACAACCCCCUCGAACUCUUCCCAUUCCUUCUACUCCACCAAAUUCUCCAUCGCGUUCACCUUGUCCUUCCCCUCCACUGUUUGAGCCUCGAGUGCAUCACUCUGAAAAUUUCCUGGCUUCUCGACCAGCAGAAACAUUCUUGCAGGAAAUGUAUGGCCUCAAGCCCUCCCGUAACACUCCAGACAUAGGCCAGCUGAAGAUGAACCUGGUGGACAGACUGAAGAGGCUGGGCAUUGCCAGGGUGAUCAAGCCCCCUGAAACACAGGACCAUGGGAAAAAUCAAGGGCCAGAGGUUGGCUUGAAGAGGCAGGACUCAGCUGGGCUUUUAAAUGCAGGUAGCAACUUAAUGGUAGGACUGAGAAGAAACCAGAGUCUUCCAGCCAUGAUUGGAGCACUGGGAGCUCCAGCUUGCACACAGUCAUCGAAAAUGGGUGUCCUAAAAGAAGACUAACUGGCUUGAAAAAUGUUUGAGUUAGAGCAUAGUAAAAGAUAUGAGGGAUGACAUCCAGUGCAGGCAUCACUAGAUGUGUUACAGAAGAGUUGGAGAAGGCACGUGCAUGUUAGAGAUGUGGGAGGGACAAGUGUUGGGAUCAAGGAGCAAAAGAACAUUGCUUGGGGUUUGAGGAAGAAGGCUUUUGUGGGAGAAAAGAAAGAGGAAACCAAAGCUUAAUUUUGAGACCCCCUUCAGCAUCUGUCUUAACUUAAGCAAAAGUAAAAGACUAUUUUAGACAUUCUCAGUGUUUUAACCCUUUAAACUGUAUGUGUAGGACUGUCUUACAGGUGUCCUACUUUUUUCCAGCAUAUGACCAUAGUAUUUUACUAGUCGUUAGCAGUCAGGCUGUAUCAUUUAAAUAUAUUAUUAAAAUAACAGUCAGUCUGACCAGUAUUACUGAUCCAAAUUCCUCUCUGUAGCAAACAAAUUCGAAAACUCUUUUUAUUCUCUUGUAUUUUCCAUCUCAGAAACUCUGCUCUUUUGAACUCCUCCCCACUUUGAGAAGCAGGGGAGAGAGUAUGUAGCUCUGUGUUAGAAAACAAUACUUCAGUUUACAAACACAGAAACUGGUGGUCAGGAUUUGUAUUUUGAAAUAGUGCAAUUGUGCUAGUGAGGUAUUAACAGAAGUUAAUUUUUUUCCCACAGCUUCAGAACGAAGCACACAGAGGAAUGUGCAAUGAAUAAGAAUUAAGAAGCAGGAAAGUAUGUAUUGGGGAAAACUUCAAGCUAAAAAAUCUUUCCAAAGUGUAGUGUGCAUCUGUUUAAAUGAGGAUAUUUUUGCACACACACACACAUAUCUCAGGCACAUUUCAGUGUUGCAAAAGGAAAUAAACCCUUGGUGCUUGAUGAUUCAGGGUUUCUUUUUAUUUGACAUAUGUGAAGAACAUUUACAUCAAGAAAAGUGUUGGAAGUUCAGUAGCCUGCCUCUUCUCUUGACAAGUAGACAUUCUGUACUUUUGGGAGUUCUGCAGUAAACUUUAUGCCUUUCAUUCACUUCUUUCUGAUUUUAGGCAGGAUUUAUUUCAAAGAUUUCAUUAAGAGCAGAAUUUGCCAGUCUGUAUUUAGAAACAGGAAGAAAAAAUCUGGUGUUCUUUGAGGCAUUUUAAUGAACAUUGUAAUCCAGUGUUUUGAUUGAUGGAGUGUGGUUCUGAACAUAACUGAGGCAGACUUUCCAACUCAAAAGAGAACUCCAUUUUAGAAAUCUGGUUUCUGAGUGGUAAUCAUCAAAAUACUACUGCCCAUACUGCUUUUUUGUCUCCUUCCUGUCAAAGGUUCUAGUCAUAACUGAACAAUCUAUAGUAGAUUUAUUGUGUAACUUAAAGAAUAAGAAGUUUGCCCAAAACCGCUUGGAGGAAUGGGUCUUUGCUAGUGACCUGAAGGGAAACAGGUUCUUAGUCUUCAUGUACCUGUCAACAUUAUAAAAUUAUUUUAGUUUCCAUACAGUUAGAUAAAACAGUUAAGUUUACCUUGCCUGUAUGCAGAUGUGGGACAUCGCUGGUAGCUGUUGGGUGUGUGGUGUGAAGAAUCAGUGCAAUUACACUGAUUGGCGUUUGCUGUAAGGCACAUCCACCGUAAUCAGCACCUUUGUUGCUGCAGGGUUGAGUGGAGUAGGGCAGGAAAAGAAAGCUUCUUAACUUUGUUUAUAGGAAAUUUGUAACGUGGCCUUUCUGCUUUUACAGUUCCAUAGAUCUUGUGAUGACUCUUUGAUAAAAGUUUUUGUUGUUUUUUUUUUUUUUUGUAAAAGGAAAAGGAGUAACCACUUCAAACUUGCACAGGGAUUCUGAGCAGAAACUUGUCUGUCAGCAGCGCACAGAAAUAUUCAGGAACUCCUGGAGUUGCCUUUUGCUCUUUAAGCAAAAUCUUACACUUAUAAAAGGUGAAUUUUAUUUAAAAGACUGUAUACGGGUUCAUUUUGUUUUUUAAAUGAAAAAUAUUUAAUUUUUUCCUGUAAGUAUUUAUGUUUGUCCGUACUUAGCCAUGUCUUGCCUAGCUACAUAAGGUGAGAGUGAAAGGAGGGGGUGCUGUUUUGGUCUCCAGUGAACUGAGACAGGUUCUGCUAUGUAUCUGGAACUUGCAGGGCAAUGAUGAGCUGAUGAAAGAUUAGACAGUUUGGUAUCAACAGAGAAGUGUGUAGCCUGUCAAAGUCUGUCCAUUUUGUGUGUUUAGUGUAGGAAUACAUGUAAGUUACAGAAGGUAUUAACGCUGUGUUUCUAACUGGCUUCAUUAGCUAACUCCAGCCAUUGGAUCAUUCUGUGUGUUAGCAGAGUGGCUAAUCAGCUAAAGCAGAAUUCCUCUAAUCUAAAAGCAUAUAAAUUAAAUGCAUAUUUCUCUUUGGGAUGCUUCCAUAUUCCAUAGCCCAACAAUAUAAAGUGGUUCGGUUCAAACAAUGCUAUGGAUGUCGAGAGGUUGGUUGGCUUGUUUUCUGUAGAAUGAGAUUUAUCAUCAGAUACUUUUACAUAAGGCAAAAAGAAAAUGGAAGAGCCUGUAUUCCAUUGUGUUUGUGUGUUUAUCCAGUUGGUCAAUGCUGUGGUGCAUUUGUUGAAAUUCUGUCAUGCAUUUAUACCUUUGGAUGGUCAUGGAUUACAUUUUGUAAUACAUCCCUAACUUGCAGCGACAGAGAAAAUUCAUACUUAGAAAGUUUACUAUUUUGUGCCAAAACCUGGAAGAUAAACUUUUUUCUAAUAACAUGUGUUUCUGAAAACAUUUUAGAAGUCGCCAUCAUUCUAGGACCUGAUUUGGCUUCUGUUGUCUCUUGUAAGAGAGGUGAAAAACUUGCAUGACUAAAAUAGCUAAGAUCCUGCACCAGACCUUUUGUUUGAGUGGGAGGUAAACCUAGAAGGAAUGGAGAAUUGCAUUUCAGCAAGGUUCUGUUAUCUUGCAGGUUUGAGUCAAAAACCGAUGCUAGAAAGGACUUAUACCUAUGCUUGUGAAAGUCACAAGAGACAGAAGGAAAUUCUUGUAUUUACCUGUAUUCCAACUGUCUUAAACAAAGCACAAACUUAAAGCUUUCUAGUUUCACUGUUUGUUUUGGAUAAACUCAGUGAUACCUGCAUGCUCAAAAUGCCUCUGGUCAAAGUUAAAUAUCUGCUGCAGUCAAACAGCAGCAGAGAAGGAAGGAGAAUAAUUGGGAUUGGGCUUCAUUUGGCUGUUACAUGAGGGGAUUAUACACAAUGUUUAACAGUCUGGGAUUUUCAUGGUAUUUUUUUCAUCUGCUUUUUGCACUUACUGUUGUUUCAUAGUGGAAUGUAAAUUUGAUAAUAAACAUGUAUAACAUGCCAUUUUCCAGUA